UGCUGGCAACUGUGCAUGUACGUCACUCAUGAUGAAAUCAGAGUUGACGCACAGGCGACAGUGUUUCUAACACCCACCAAACCGCCACAACACGCUACUCACGGUAAUGCAAUCAAAUUUGUACUUCAUAAUCAGGAUAAAAGAUGUGUCUACAGCACACUUCAGAUGGCAGGUGUCGGCCUUACCCCAUACCAGGGCAAGAUGAGGGCAUGUGGAAUGUUCCACUGUAAGAAAUGUGAUAAGAACUGGUUUUCUGCUAAUUCUUGGGCCAAUACCUUCCAAAAAUGCAAAGGUUGCAAUGGCAAGAUCUAUCCUUAUAAACAGUUCCAACCAUGGAAGGGUACCGGUGCUCGUAAAGGUAUUCCCCCACAUCCUCAAAAUCUGUGCCAGAGGUGUAUGAAACUAGGAAGGUUUUGUGGUUUGACUAUACGCAAAUAUAUGGCAGAAGAGUAACCACUGCUGACUCCUAUAAAUCCUUAACCCACUGUAAAAUCUGUGAUAAAAUGGUGUCUUAUCUCAGCAUUAGGAGAAUAAAUUCUCUACCACCGUGAAUAUAGUACUGGGACAUAUACAGUCUCAGUACAAUACUGUACUUAUGGUCAUGUAAAGACCUCGAGACAAAAAUAAUACAGUAAUAAUAAAAAUGUAUACAAAAUACUAUAAACCUAUCCUGUAUUCUUACUAACUUUAGUAUGUAAAAAUACAAAUUAAAUUUUUUUGUUAUUUAUCAUUCACUGUACUACAUAAUGCUACUUUUAAAUUCUAAAUUACUGUCCUUACUGCAUGUACAUUUUCCAGUGAACAUUUCUCUUGUUACCGUUGGGAAGAAAAUCCUUUCUACUGUAUAAACUGCAGAUUGAUUUCCAUUAUGCUUUAUUUUUUUUUCUUUGCAAAGGUAAGUUACAGUAAUUAAUUAAUGAUAGACUGUCUUCAUCCUUGAGUAACUCCAUAAUUUUUAAAAAGGUUCAAUAUGUCGACAAAUGUUCAGUACCUCCAUGUAUCAUACAGCGUACUAUACAGUUUGUACUGCA
This is a messenger RNA of Homarus americanus (American lobster), 1031 nucleotides long. Its product is annotated as zinc finger CCHC domain-containing protein 24-like. The transcript has 3 exons. The record is from RefSeq and is a predicted model, not a curated record. Lineage: Eukaryota; Metazoa; Arthropoda; Malacostraca; Decapoda; Nephropidae. The coding region runs from base 16 to 453 and encodes 145 amino acids.